AUGCCACCUAAUGACGAAUAUUCUCUUAAUGAAAUGGAUUUUUCUUAUAACAAUAGGUUCUCUGGUGAUGACUAUGACUUUCCCGGCGAUGACUUUCCUGACGAUGACUUUCUUGACGAUGACUUUCUUGACAAUGAUUUUCCCUGCAACGAUGAUUUUUCUGAUGACGAUAAUUUUUCUGGUUUUCCUGACAACUAUAACAGAUCAAUUAUUAAACAAUAG
This is a messenger RNA of Dentiscutata heterogama, 222 nucleotides long. Lineage: Eukaryota; Fungi; Glomeromycota; Glomeromycetes; Diversisporales; Gigasporaceae. The record is from the annotation of a GenBank genome assembly.